Molecule: messenger RNA, 3896 nt
Organism: Onychostruthus taczanowskii (white-rumped snowfinch)
Lineage: Eukaryota; Metazoa; Chordata; Aves; Passeriformes; Passeridae
Gene: HAUS6
Product: HAUS augmin like complex subunit 6
Exons: 18
Coding region: 300-3053 (917 amino acids)
Biological process (GO): spindle assembly
Cellular component (GO): HAUS complex; mitotic spindle microtubule
Molecular function (GO): microtubule binding
Source: RefSeq, a predicted model, not a curated record
UUUGGGUUUUUGUUUUGUUUUCUUUUGGUUUUGGGGUUUUUUGUUUGCUUGGGUUUUGUUUAUUUUGGUUUGGUUUUUUUGUUUGUUUGUUUGUUUGUUUCCCCGCGUAAUUCUGCAAUCCGAUUAUGAAAAACGAAGGGCCCUCCGGAGGGAUACCGGCACCGGGACUACACCUCCCGUGAGGCAGCGCGUCCGGCUCGCCUCGACUUCGGACGCCGGUGGCGGACGGGAGGUCUCGCGAGGGUAGGGGAGUCGUAUGGGUGGGCCCGCGCGCGGGAGAAUUUGGCGGGCUCGGGAAGAUGGCGGCAGCGCCGGCGUCUUUAGGGCGCCGGCGCCCGAGAGCUGCCGUGGGCGCUCAGUGGGAGAGCGAUCACCUCUGGAUCUGUUUGCUGGCCUUGGGCUUCGACCCGAAACACCACCGUGGCAUAAAACUAGGGAGGGAUAUGUUUGCUAAACCUAACAGGAGAGCGUUUUCUGUCCUUGCCCACUUCUUGUUUACUAAGCUGGAUAAGCGCCGUGCAAGAACUUUCAUGCAAUCUGGAGGCACAAAGGUACCAAGUCCUAAAUUUAGGAAGUACUGCUGUCUGUGGCUAAGGGAAAUUUCACAGCAGAAGGAAUUAAAUCUCCCACGGAUUACACCUUCCACACUGAUUUGUCCUGGUGGUGCUAAAUUUGUUCAUGUGCUCUACUGUUUUGCAAGAUACAUAAUGAUUGAGAAGAUGAAAAAGCUCUCUGUAGGCACUGGUGGUAUACAUUAUGCUGAAGCUGUAAUGUGGAGACCUCGGGAUAUGUACAUAGCAAAAGCAAGACACAGAGUUGCAUACAAUAAACUGCUGCAAAAUCUUCAAAGGGAAGACUUUGUUUUUCAAGAAUACCAGAGAAAAGUAUGGAUUUUAAUUUGUGAAAUAAAGCAGACAAAGAAGGAAUAUGCAGUUGUGCAGAAGCAGUUUUACAGGAUGAAGCAAAAUGACCAAAACAAAAAUGACACAACUGAGAGAAUUCAGAAGGUCCGCAGUAUGUGGACACUUAUAAUAGAAAUGCUUUCAUCUCUGAAAAAGGAAAAGGAAGUUGUGGAUUCUGUACUUGAAGACUGUGUUAACCCAUGUGUUCUAGAUGGAACUGAUGUUGUUUUGAGUGUUCCACCGUUGUUGGUUUACCAAGUUGAAAGUAACAUACAUAGAUUUUGUACAGGAGAUUUAUAUGAAGAUGGAAAUCUGAAUUUCUUAACAGUUAUUCAGUUGCUAAAUGAAGCCCUAAUGACAUUGAGAGAUGAAUCUUGUCCAUGUGAAUUGAAAGAACUUCACAGAAUUGAGGAUGUGGCUACAUCCUACAAGAAGGCACUACAGGAGUUGAAAACAGAAAGUCUAAGAAGAAAGCAAGAGCAUUGUGUGCCAGAACAUCAGUCUAUUCUCAGAAAACAGGAAAUCUGGAAAUCAAAGUGGAAAACGAUUCUUGGCCAGUGUCCUUUUAAUUUAAUCUUUAAACAUGAUCUACAACCAGCUUCAUCACUUCAGUCUUCUAGUUCUUCAGAUGAAGAUGAAGAUACUGUCUUUUAUCAGUUAUUUUCAGGUAAUUAUGACUAUCAUCAUGAAGAAUGCCAUAAGGAAAGUGAUGAGCCUUUGGAAACCAUGAUCCAUACACCAUUAGUACCCUCAAGAUGUAACUUCAUACAGCAUGGAGGCUUGUCUGCUUCUGAGGCUACAGACAGUUUUUUUGUCUCUCCCUUCUUGAGGAGCUCAUUGGUGCCGUCGUCGUCAGAAGCAUCUGAAAAUGGAGACCUGUUAAUUAAAAAUAACUUGAAUACUUGUAUAGGAAAUGAAAAACCCAUGCCUCAAAAAAACUUAAAAAAUGGAAAGGAAGAAUUCCCUACUUCAGAAAUGGAGGAGAAUGCAGGUGAAAAUGUUACCCAGCCAAAGUCUCCUGUGGAAAGAGAUGAACUUCUUGAGAAAGCCAGAGAUGAACUGGCAGAAGAGAUUGCAAAGUCGGUGAUGUCUGAGUCACCUCACAGUGGUGAAGAAAAAGGAAUGGCAUUAGAUGAUCUCAUUAGCUCACUGUGUUUUAACCCAUUUAUAACAAGGAAUCAAAUACCCCGAACUCCAGAAAAUCUGAUUACUGAAAUCAGAAGUUCGUGGAGAAAAGCUAUUCAGACUGAGGGCUCAGUAGACCUUGAGCUGUCCUCAGCUGGUGUGGUGACGGAAGAAUCUUCAAUGAAUGCUACACCCAGUAUGCAGCAGGAGGUGGACUUUACCUUUGCAUGCUCUAAACCUGUGUCUCCUGUGUUUGACUUGGAUCCUCCUGUAUCAGAAAAGAAGUAUCAAUUAAAUUCUACAGAAUCUAGUUCUCAGGAGCAGGUGAGUGUAAGUCACACAUUUGAAUCUUCAGAUGCAAAAAUGUCUGGAAUUCAAGAAAGUGAGAGAACUGAAUCCGAGGUACUAGAUUCUGCUUUGAAUGGAAGUUCUGUAGAAGAUCUAAGCCAGACUUUUCAAAAUGUAGAGAAGAGUAUGAAUACUCCAGAUAGUUGUUUGAAAAGUGGUAGUAGAACAAAUACACUACCUUCAGACCACUGUCGCAGUUUUCUAAUGGAUAAGAUACUGUGCUGGAAUACAUCUGUGUUAAAUUCUCUCUGUCAUGAAUCUCCUGACAUGGGAAUAUUGGGUGAGACACUUCCAGAAUGUGAUGGUAUGGAUCCCAACAUAUCUGCAGACUCAGACUCCAUUUUCUUUACAAUGGACAGUGAAAAUUUAAUGGAUGGCUCGGAAAAUAAUGAGGAUAUUAAAAAAUUGGACCUAGAUAUACAGUCCCUGUCCAACUCACAUGAAGUGCUAAAACAGACUGCAUCUAAGAGUGAAGAGGAGCUGCAUCAAACACAAAAUAGAGACAAAUCUCAAAGUUAUAGAGCUAAACUAAGUACAAUAUCAGAAGGAGAGGAAAAUGAGGAUGAUCCUUCCAUGGAUGAAGGAUUUACCAAGAUGCCAUUGCCAAACUCUCCUGAUGAGAGCAAACAAUCCGUGUCAUCUUUGCUGGUAUCCUGUCAACAGGUGGAUGGUACAUGAAGUCCCAUUAGACUUAAUACAUAAAUUGAAGGAUAAGAACAGUUGAGUUGGAAGCUGGGCAUGAAGGAACCUUCAUCAGGAUAGAAUUUGUAAAGCAGCAGCAUAACCAGAGCAAUGCAUUUUAUACUUCAGUUAAGUGUGUAGCGUCUUCUCCAAGUAUUGUCUGCAUUGGGAAGUUGCACUCCUUUUGGUGUGCAAGGCAACUCUAUUCCAGUCUCCUUGUUUAAGAGUGUCACUUCCCUGCUCUAACACUGUCAGUGUCAUAUUCACUGUGGCUUUCUAUAUACAGUUCAUCAUUUAUAUACAGAACUGUACUUUCUUUUUUAAGCAUAUUUUGAACAGUAGAUGUUGAAUAAGUGGCAUAACCCUAGAAAAUGGAAAAAUUAGAUGUCAAAAGAGAAAUAGUGCAAUCUGUUAAUUUGCUCCUAAUCCACAUCUCAUACCCAUCCCAACCCUCAACCCAACAGACUGAAAUUUUUCUUGGUGCUCUACAUUUCAUUGCAUUCAUCUCUCUUACUGAGACUUCUGGUCUAUAUUGCCAUCAAUUUUACCUGUUGAUAGAGGUUGUUCCCUUUUUCUAAGCUUCACUGGAGUGCAUAUUUCCUUAGCUAUAUUACCAAAUAAAUGCUUUACACUAAAGUUAAAAAAAACUAUUGUUUGUGGUGGUGUUAAUGCUACUUGAUAUUAACGUUAUGCUGUGAUGUAAAAGGUAAUAGAGCCUGUGGUAAUGGGAGAAAAUACAACUCUAGAUUCCAAGAGGUAAACUUAUUGUUGUAAAAAUACUGACUCCUAAUUUCAUGUGUUUAGAGGCAUUGUUAAAUAAAGUUGUUUUUCUGUUCUGGA